AUGACAGACCCAAUCAAGUCCAAGAACGGAGACAUCUCCAAAGCACCAACGCCUCAGAACACUCCCGCUAGUGUGACCAACUCAUACUUGAAAUCGCAACCACCCACGGUGUCCACCAUCGAUGAAGUUAAUGAAGACAAGAUUGGUCAAACUUUGGCCAACAACCCAGCAUUGCUCAGUAUGAUGCAAGGUAAACUAAAUGAUUUAGUCGGUAAAAGCAGUGGCUAUGUUGCUAAUUUGCCACUGGCUGUUAAGGACAGAAUCUAUGGCUUAAAGAGUAUACAACAACAACAAAUGAAACUAGAGGCUGAGUUCCAAAGAGAGUUAUUGGAGUUGGAAAAGAAGUUUUUCAAAAAGUACGAACCACUUUAUCAAAAGAGAAGAGAAAUAAUUGUUGGUGAAAAGGAGCCAACUGAGACUGAAGUUGAAGAAGGUAAGGCAUUGGAUGACUUGGAUGCGGAAGAUGAGGAUGACGAGGAUGAAGAAGAAGAGGAAGAGAAAGAAGAAGAAGAAGAAGGUGAUGAAGAUAGCAGCACCAAGGGUAUUCCAGGAUUCUGGUUGACUUCAUUGGAAAACCUCACUACUGUUUCUGAAACAAUCACUGAUCGUGACUCUGAGGUUUUGCAAUAUUUGACCGAUAUCCGUAUGGAGUACUUGUCUACCCCUGGUUUUAAACUUAUUUUUGAGUUUGAUGACAAGGAAAACCCAUUUUUCACCAACAAACAGCUUACAAAGACAUACCACUAUCAAGCUGAGUUGGGAUACAGUGGUGACUUUGUAUAUGAUCAUGCUACUGGUUGCGAUAUUGAGUGGACAUCAAAGGAAAACAAUACAACCAUCAACAUUGAGAGAAGGAAACAGAGAAACAAGACCACUAAGCAAACAAGAACAAUUGAAAAGUUGACACCUACUGAAUCGUUUUUCAAUUUCUUUGACCCACCAAAACCACCAAAACGUGAAGAAGAGGGAGAAGAACAUGACGAAGAAGACGAUGAUGAUGAUGAAGAAGAGGAAGAUGAAGAGUUGGAAGCUAGAUUGGAGUUGGAUUAUCAAUUGGGUGAAGAGAUCAAAGAUCGUUUGAUUCCACGUGCAGUUGAUUGGUUUACUGGAGAUGCAGUUGAUUUUGCAUACCCUGACGAAUUUGAAGGUGAGGAGGAUGGUGAAUAUUCUGACGAGGAUGGUAAUGAUGAAGAUGAUGACGAAGAUGAUGAUGAUGAUGAUGAUAACGAUGGUGAAGGUGAUGCAGGAGCUGGUCAGAAACAACCUCCACCUGAAUGUAAGCAACAAUAA
This is a messenger RNA of Lodderomyces elongisporus, 1290 nucleotides long. RefSeq names its product histone chaperone (gene NAP1). The coding region runs from base 1 to 1290 and encodes 429 amino acids. The transcript has a single exon. Lineage: Eukaryota; Fungi; Ascomycota; Pichiomycetes; Serinales; Debaryomycetaceae. Gene Ontology annotation, molecular function: chromatin binding; histone binding. Gene Ontology annotation, biological process: nucleosome assembly. Gene Ontology annotation, cellular component: nucleus; chromatin. The record is from RefSeq and is a predicted model, not a curated record.